Phragmites australis (common reed) is the source of this 4993-nucleotide messenger RNA. RefSeq names its product ABC transporter G family member 41-like. Bases 80 to 4597 code for a protein of 1505 amino acids. The transcript has 22 exons. Gene Ontology annotation, cellular component: membrane. Gene Ontology annotation, molecular function: ATP hydrolysis activity; ABC-type transporter activity; ATP binding. NCBI's taxonomy places the organism in Eukaryota, Viridiplantae, Streptophyta, Magnoliopsida, Poales, Poaceae. The record is from RefSeq and is a predicted model, not a curated record.
UGUUCGAUCUUGCUUAGAAAACACCGCACCAAGAAUAAAAAGAAGAAGAAGCAAACCAGCAGGGUGCGUGCGCAUUACCAUGGAUCAGAACGACGGGGAGGGCCAGCAGGUCGGCCUCGGUGACGAAGAAGAAGCACUGUGGGCACAAGAAGAUGACCAACAAGUGCCGUCGGAGAUGACGGGCGGCCAGAGCGGGAGAUCACUAUCGAUGGAGGUGAACAAGGAGGCACCGGUAUCAACGAUAUCAAUGCAGCCGCCGUUGUCCUCGCCGUUGCGUGCUGCGUCGGCCACCUUCAGGGAGAUCCUUUCCCGCUCCCUCUCCCUCUCCGGCAAUCACCAUGAGGAUCAGGUCGAGCUGAAAUGGGCGGCCAUCGAGAGGCUGCCCACAUCCGAGAGGCUCCAUACCUCGCUGUUCCGUGCUCGCCUUCCUAGUCCUGGCCUUCACGAUGGACACCAUGGGAAUGGAGACCACAGAUGUGCGCCGCGGUUGGAGGUGGUGGACGUGCGGCGGCUGGGGGCGACGGAGCGACGGGUGGUGGUGGACACCCUCAUCGCCAACAUCCAACGUGACAACCUCCGCCUCCUCCGCAAGCAGCGCCAGAGGAUGGACAGGGUCGGCGUUGGGGCGGCGACGCUGGAGGUGCGGUGGCGCGACGUGUCUGUUGAGGCAGAAUGCCAGGUGGUGCCAGGAAAGCCGCUCCCCACGCUCUGGAACGCCACCAUCUCCAACCUCUCUGUGGUGAGCAACAUGCUGGGGUUGGGCUUCAACCGCCAGAAAGCAAGCAUUCGCAUUCUCGACAAUGUCAGCGGCAUCAUCAAGCCUUCUAGGCUGACGCUUCUCUUGGGACCUCCCGGCAGCGGCAAAUCCACCCUGUUGAAGGCACUCGCGGGAAAGCUCCAAACUAAUCACAAGGUAACGGGAGAAAUAGAGUACAAUGGUGCCAAGCUAAACGAGUUUGCUCCAGAGAAGACGGCAGCUUACAUCAGUCAGUACGACCUUCAUGUCCCUGAGAUGACUGUCAGAGAAACCCUCGACUUCUCUGCAAGAUUCCAGGGCGUUGGAAAUAGAGCAGAGAUCAUGAAGGAACUGAUUAGAAGAGAGAAGGAGGCCGGUAUUACCCCUGACCCUGACAUUGACAUGUAUAUGAAGGCAACAUCAGUGGAAGGUUUAGAAAGGAGCAUGCAAACAGAUUACAUUAUGAAGAUCAUGGGACUUGACAUAUGCGCUGACAUAAUGGUGGGAGAUGCAAUGAGAAGAGGUAUUUCAGGUGGUGAGAAGAAGAGACUAACCACAGGAGAGAUGAUAGUAGGGCCUUCAAAAGCACUCUUCAUGGAUGAAAUCUCAACUGGGUUGGAUAGCUCUACUACCUUCCAAAUUGUUUCUUGCCUCCAACAGUUGGCUCAUAUCUCAGAGUCUACCAUACUAACCUCACUCCUUCAACCAACACCAGAGACAUACAAUCUUUUUGACGAUAUUAUCUUGAUGGCUGAAGGAAAAAUUGUAUACCAUGGAUCCAAGAGUUGCAUUAUGAGUUUCUUUGAAUCAUGUGGAUUCAAGCGCCCUGAAAGGAAAGGAGAGGCUGAUUUUCUUCAAGAGGUCUUGUCGAAAAAGGAUCAACAACAAUAUUGGAGCCGUACUGGAGAAACAUACAAUUUUGUUACUGUCGACCAAUUAUGUGACAAGUUUAAAGCAUCUCAAGUUGGUCAGAAUCUUGUUGGAGAGCUUUCAAAGCCUUAUGACAAAUCCAAAGGGCAUGAAAAUGCCUUAUCCUACAGUAUAUACUCAUUAUCCAAGUGGGAACUCCUCAAGGCAUGUUUUGCAAGAGAGCUUCUCCUCAUGAAACGGAAUGCCUUCAUCUACAUAACAAAAUCUGUUCAACUUGGACUCCUUGCCGUUAUUACUGGGACGAUAUUUCUACGCACACAUAUGAGUGUUGACAGAGUUCAUGCUAACAAUUAUAUGGGUUCCCUCUUCUGUGCACUCCUUCUGCUGAUGGUGAAUGGGUUUCCUGAGCUGUCGAUGGUAGUUAGUAGACUCCCAGUCUUUUACAAACAAAGGGACUAUUACUUCUACCCUGCAUGGGCAUAUUCAAUACCAGCCUUUGUCCUAAAGGUUCCAAUCUCUUUAGUUGAGUCAAUAGCCUGGUCAUCAAUAUCAUACUUCCUUAUUGGGUAUACUCCAGAGGCAUCCAGAUUCUUUUGUCAGCUCCUCAUCCUCUUUCUAAUACACAUUGGAGCGUUGUCAUUGUUUCGAUGUGUUGCCUCAUACUGCCAAACAAUGACGGCUGGUUCAGUGGGCGGUACAAUGUCAUUUCUAGUCAUCCUUCUUUUUGGAGGUUUCAUCAUUCCUCGCCCAUCCAUGCCUAAUUGGCUCAAAUGGGGAUUUUGGUUCUCACCAUUGUCGUACGCUGAGAUAGGCUUAACUGGAAAUGAGUUCUUGGCACCAAGAUGGCAAAAGAUUACAGUGUCUGGUGUGACACUUGGAAGGAGAAUAUUAAUGGAUCGAGGGCUAGACUUCUCCAGCUACUUCUAUUGGCUUUCAAUUGGAGCAUUGAUUGGGUUUAUUUUGCUGUUCAAUAUAGGUUUUGCCAUUGGCUUGACUACCAAAAAGGCUCCUGGAACUUCUCGAGUUAUUAGCUCCCGUGAUAAACUUACCAUAUUGAAUGGACGGGACCAAGAUAAGAACAAGGAUACAGAGAAUUUGAUGCAUAAGUUAGGACCAAAAGCUUCUUUGACUGCAAACAAUACUGGGAGGAUGGUAUUACCUUUCAUGAUGCUUACAAUAUCAUUUCAGAAUGUGAACUACUAUGUGGACACACCAGCGGAAAUGAGGGAGAAAGGUUACAUGGAAAGAAAACUACAAUUACUACAUAACAUUACAGGAGCCUUCCAGCCUGGGGUCCUCUCAGCGCUCAUGGGGGUUACUGGAGCAGGGAAAACAACCCUGCUUGAUGUUCUUGCAGGGAGGAAAACUGGUGGAGUUAUUGAAGGAGAUAUAAGAAUAGGAGGUUAUCCUAAAAGUCAACAAACUUUUGCUAGGAUAUCAGGCUACUGUGAACAAAAUGAUGUUCACUCCCCACAUAUCACAGUGGGCGAGUCUGUUGCCUAUUCAGCCUGGUUGCGCCUUCCAACAGAAAUUGACUCAAAAACGAGAAAUGAAUUUGUCAACCAAGUCCUCGAAACUGUUGAGUUGGAUGAAAUAAGAGAUACUUUGGUUGGAAUACCAGGGGUAAAUGGGCUAUCUACGGAGCAGAGGAAGCGACUCACAAUUGCAGUUGAGCUUGUGUCGAACCCUUCAAUUAUAUUCAUGGAUGAGCCAACAUCAGGCUUGGAUGCAAGGGCAGCUGCUAUUGUCAUGCGUGCAGUGAAAAAUGUUGCAGACACAGGUCGAACAGUUGUCUGCACCAUUCACCAACCAAGUAUUGAAAUAUUUGAGGCAUUUGAUGAGCUGAUGCUGAUGAAAAGGGGUGGAGAGUUGAUCUAUGCAGGGCCGCUUGGACACCAUUCGUGUAAGCUUAUCAAUUAUUUCCAGGCAAUACCUGGUGUACCGAGGAUCAAGGAUAACUAUAACCCAUCAACAUGGAUGCUAGAAGUUACUUCCACACAUAUGGAAGCUCAAUUGGGAGUCAAUUUCACACAACUUUUCAGGGACUCAUCAAUGUGCAAAGAUAAGGAAACACUUGUAAAGCGCUUGAGCAUUCCACCUCCUGGUACGAGCAAUCUACAUUUCCCAACACGGUUCCCGCAGAAGUUUUUGGUGCAAUUAAAAGCUUGCCUCUGGAAGCAGUAUUUGUCGUAUUGGAGAACCCCUUCCUACAACCUGGUGCGAAUUGUGUUCAUAACGGUCUCCUGCAUUGCUUUUGGAGCAUUAUACUGGCAGCAAGGCAACAUAAACGACAUAAAUGACCAGCAGGAUUUAUUCACCAUAUUAGGGUGCAUGUUUGGCACCACUCUUUUCGCUGGCAUCAACAACUGCCAAUUGGUCAUGCCAUUCGUCUCCAUCGAGCGUUCUGUGGUGUACCGAGAAAUGUCUGCAGGAAUGUACUCUCCUUGGGCCUACUCCUUUGCACAGGUUGCUAUGGAGAUUCCUUAUGUACUUGUGCAGGUAGUGCUGUUCAUGUUCAUCGCAUAUCCAAUGAUAGGAUAUGCGUGGACAGCAACAAAGGUUUUUUGGUUCUUGUACACCAUGUUCUGCACGCUGCUCUAUUUCCUCUACCUUGGAAUGAUGAUGGUGUCACUCACGCCAAAUAUCCAACUGGCACCCAUAUUUGCAUCCAUGUUCUACACCAUUCAAAACCUCAUGUCUGGCUUCAUCGUCCCUGCUCCACAAAUACCGAAAUGGUGGAUUUGGUUAUACUACGCCUCCCCCAUGUCGUGGACACUCAACGUCUUCUUCACCACCCAGUUUGGAUAUGAGGACAACAAAAACAUUGUGGUAUUCGGGGAGACCAAGUCCGUUGCUGCAUUUGUGAGAGAGUACUUUGGUUUCCGCCGUGAGCUGCUACCGCUUGCAGCCAUAGUUCUAGCAGCCUUCCCCAUCCUCUUCGCCACCAUCUUCGGUUAUAGUAUCGCAAAGCUCAACUUUCAAAGGAGAUAAAAUGAUAAAUAAAAGAAAGCAAAACAUUGUUUUUGUAGUGUAGAUUAUUUUUUCUUUUUGCAUAUUUUUACAACAAUUAAAAAGCUAGUGUUUGUUUGCAUAUAUUAUACGAUGGCAUACCGCACUACCACAUCACUAGUUAUUGUUUGGAACAAGGAAUUGAGAAAACAUUUGAAGUUCCCUGGAAAAGCAUAUAUCGCCUUUCUCUUCAUUAUAGUUAGUUUCCCUGUUUUGUCCUGGAAGUGGAUAACCCUUUGUACCAGAGAUGGAGAAGUCUUUGUAACUAAAAGCUGUCUGUGACCUUUUUUUUUUUUUGUUAAACCAUGAUUGCAAACUAUAAUUUAACACGUGGCAUCAUGGAGCUAAGUGUUCAGAUGUAGAUCCUAUGCAUGAUUU